Messenger RNA from Nezara viridula (southern green stink bug), 372 nucleotides. Lineage: Eukaryota; Metazoa; Arthropoda; Insecta; Hemiptera; Pentatomidae. The record is from the annotation of a GenBank genome assembly.
AUGUCUAAUCGGGAGAAAUUCAGAAUUGAAGCAGAGCUGGCCGUGAACCGUGCCAACAUGUUGACAAGGCUUUGGAAGUACGCUCCGUUGGAGGUGAUGCACUCAGAAUAUCUUCUGCACGCUGGGGUAUUGAGCAUGGUCGAAUUCGACGAAGACAUAUUUGCUGCUGGAAACUGCUACGACGCCCAUCAAUACAAGAACUUCACCCUGUACUGCCCGUACGCCUACCGACUACCAGAGGGUCCGAUACUCGUCAAAGAUCUCGCAGUGGAGUACAAGUACCUCAGCAACACGAGUGAAUGGUUUUACAUUGCCAGGAAGAACGCUGAGAGGGUCAUCAUUAACUACAAUCAGUUCAGCCGAGGUAAGUGA